Molecule: messenger RNA, 2675 nt
Organism: Galdieria sulphuraria
Lineage: Eukaryota; Rhodophyta; Bangiophyceae; Galdieriales; Galdieriaceae
Product: kinesin family member
Exons: 1
Coding region: 66-2633 (855 amino acids)
Biological process (GO): microtubule-based movement
Molecular function (GO): ATP binding; microtubule binding; microtubule motor activity
Source: RefSeq, a predicted model, not a curated record
GUUCUUGGGUAAGUUUGAUGGCCCGCCAUAGCCAAGCACUCUUUUUCCUUUUUAAAAUUUAAAAAAUGCCAAGUAGUCUCACCUCUAGGAGACCGAUUACGACAAACUGUAGUUUCAAGUCUUUGAGUUCAUUACCCAAUAAUGCAACGGAUAAAAAGACUUUGGUAAAACCUGUAGCUCCAAGAGCUACCGUCGUUUAUAAGAGUGCACAAAAGCAUGCUUUAAGGAAGCCUGGAAACGAGUCUCUUGAUGACCUUCGGAGUCGUUUGGACGAACAAGAAAAACGGUUGAGUCUCUUAGAAGAUAACAGAAAAGAUGCUCUUGAGAAAAGUAUAAUAUCCGAAGAAAAACUUCGGAAGCAAGAACGAGAUAGUGCUCAUUUGACAGAACAGUUGAAUAAACUGCUUGAGAAGAAACAAGACGUAGUAACUAGCCUUGAAACCACUCGUUCGAGUUAUAAAAGUUCGAAAAUUGAAGAAACUGCGUUAACUCAAUCUAUUAGGGAAGCGAAAGUCGAAAUUCAAUGCCUAAAAGCAAGCUUGGAUUCACAAAAAUGCAAGACAGAGCUUUUUGAACGUGAGGCGCUCGAGCAAAAGUACAGAAUGGAUAAUUUAAGGAAGGACAUAGAGAUUCUAAGACGAAGUUUAGAUCAAGAGAAACAGACGCACCACCAACAUGAGAAAACUCGAAACCAUAGAGCCUACUCCAUUGAAAAGAUACAGCUUGAUUUGCAGCAGCUACAAAAUGAACUCGAAAUUCAAGAGAGUCGCAUCGAAAAGAACAAAAGCGACAACGAAAAAUUGUACCAGGAAAUGAAAGAGUCUGCUCGUAAGUUGAGAGAAAAUGAGCAGCACCUUGAAGACUUAUAUUCAAAGAUACACAAGUUACUUGGUCGACUGGAAACCAACCGGGAGAGAAUAUCUCACAUAAAUAGUGAAAUUCAAAGCGUUGAAAAAGAAAAAAAUACAUUAACAAGGAACUAUGAACAGUUGCUAAACGAAGAAAGAUCUAUGAAAGCCAAUCUGGUAGACAUCUCCUCAAAAAUUGAAUCGUUGACAAUUGAAAUGCAGCGAUUAAGGUUUCGGGAAGAAAUGAACUUAAACGAAUGCAAACAGGAGGCCAAUUAUCUUCAUGACUGCUUACAAGAUAACAUAGAGAAAAUAGAGCAGCUUGAAAGAGAAAUAGCAGCAUCUCAACAAAUCUCCAACCGAAACAAGGAACAAUGGGAUAAACUACAGACAGAAGUGAACGACCUUCAGUCCAUUAUCUCCCAGAAAGAAAGGGAAAUCGAACAAGAAGUCAUAAAUAAGAAUAACUUACUAAGACAAAUAGAACAAACCAAAGAGUCCAUCUCUUUACAGCAGCAAGAAAUUUCAGAACUAGACAAGCUAUGUAGCCAGGAUGAAAUAACGCGUCGCUAUCUGCACAAUCUGGUUCAAGAAUUGAAAGGAAACAUCCGAGUAUUUUGCAGGAUUCGGCCUAAUCUUUCCAAAGAAAUCGAAAGCAUGUUUGUAGAUAAUGUAACUAGUGAUGCUUCUAGACUCUCAAUAUCUUCAGCAUCUUCGGUAUCGUCUAUAACAUCCUGUAAUAAUACAACUUUGGAACCACAAUAUAGAAUAUUUUCCUCCAAUUCUGUUGAAGUUGUGGCACCCCAAAAGUAUUCAGAGACAAACAAGAGUGCAAAGCAACACUUGUCGAAAUGGAAUUUUUCUUUCGAUAGGAUAUUUGGUCCCGAGUCUACUCAGGAAGAUAUCUUUGAAGAAAUUUCCCAGUUGGUACAAAGUGCACUCGAUGGUUAUAGAGUUUGUAUCUUUGCCUAUGGCCAAACAGGCUCAGGAAAAACAUAUACUAUGUUGGGAGGAGAGAAUGAAGGAGAAUCUGGAAUUAUUCCUAAAAGUAUGAGAAAAAUAUUUUCUGCUGCAGAAUAUCUUCAUGAACAGAACUGGGAAUUUCAUCUCAAAGCUUCGUUCUUGGAAAUAUAUAAUGAAACAAUACGAGAUCUUUUGGCUGACCAUACUAUUUCAAAAGAACGGAACUACGAUAUAAAAAUUGAUAGAUUGACUGGUGCUACUUAUGUAGUUGGCUUGACUGUGGAAGAUAUCUCGACCCCAUAUCAACUCGAAAAACUAUUGAAAAAGUCCGUGGCAAACCGAUCGACAGCAGCAACUCGUUGUAACGAACGAUCAAGUAGAAGUCACAGCGUAUUUCGACUUUACAUAUCAGGAAGAAACAACGAAACCGGAGAAGAACGCAUGGGACUCUUAAACCUGAUUGAUUUGGCAGGUUCCGAGCGUCUAAACUCUUCAGGCUCUACUGGAGACCGUCUUCGAGAAACGCAGCAUAUCAAUAAGAGUUUGUCGGCGCUUGGAGACGUUAUAUCGAGCCUUUCAAAUAAGGAAAAGCAUAUACCUUAUAGAAAUUCAAAGUUGACGUAUUUAUUGCAGGACUCUUUAGGAGGAGACUCGAAAACACUCAUGUUUGUGAAUGUUUCUCCUACUUGUGAGAGUUUCCAGGAAACUCUUUGCUCUUUGCGUUUUGCGCAAAAAGUCAAUUCUUGUCAAAUUGGAACUGCUCAUAGAGUCACCAAAGUUGACCUUUGUGCUGGUUUCUUUGCAAAAGAAUGCACUAUGUAAGCACUGUAUGUGUCUCACCAUAAGUAUAGUUGUAUUCGUUCA